Molecule: messenger RNA, 980 nt
Organism: Perognathus longimembris pacificus (Pacific pocket mouse)
Lineage: Eukaryota; Metazoa; Chordata; Mammalia; Rodentia; Heteromyidae
Product: mortality factor 4-like protein 1
Exons: 1
Coding region: 9-980 (323 amino acids)
Biological process (GO): chromatin organization; regulation of DNA-templated transcription
Cellular component (GO): NuA4 histone acetyltransferase complex; nucleus
Source: RefSeq, a predicted model, not a curated record
ACUUACAAAUGGCGCCCAAGCAAGACCCAAAGCCUAAAUUCCAGGAGGGAGAGCGAGUGCUGUGCUUUCAUGGGCCUCUCCUAUACGAAGCAAAGUGCGUGAAGGUUGCGGUGAAGGACAAACAAGUGAAAUACUUCAUCCACUACAGUGGUUGGAAUAAAAACUGGGAUGAGUGGGUUUCGGAGAGCAGAGUGCUCAAACACGUGGAAGGCAAUCUGCAGAAACAGCGAGAACUCCAGAAAGCCAACCAGGAGCAGUGUGCAGAAGGCAAGAUGAGAGGGGCUGCUCCUGGAAAGAAGACCUCCGGUAUGCAACCCAAAAACCUUGAGGUGAAACCAAAGAAGACCAAGCCGAAAACAUCUAGUAGUGGUGAGGGUGGCAGUACCAUUCAGGCCCCUCAGCCUCUACGCAAGAAAAGGUCCCGGCUAGAUUCACCUGUGGAACAAGAAGAAGUAUUUCUGAACUCAGCUGAAGAUCAAAUCAAGAUUCCCGAAGAGCUCAAACGCUGGCUUGUGGAUGAUUGGGACUUGAUCACCAACCAAAACCAGCUCUAUUGCCUUCCUGCCAAGAAGAAUGUGGAUUCCAUUCUCGAGGAAUACGAGCAUUGUAAGAAAUCGGGAGGAAGCCCAGAUAACAUGGAGUACGCGGUGAAUGAAGUCGUGGCGGGGAUAAGAGAGUACUUCAACGCCACGCUGGACACUCAGCUGCUCUACAAGUGUGAGAAGCCACAGCAUGAGGAGCUGCUCCAAGGCCACCCCGAGGAGCCCAUGUCCCACCUGUAUGGCGCCCCACAUCUGCUGAGACUGCUUCUACGAAUCGAAGCCAUGCUGUCCUACACACCCAUGGACGAGAAGAGCCUUGCCCUCUUACUGAGCUACCUGCAGAAUUUCCUGAAGUACUUGGCGAAGAAUUCCACCACCUUGUUCAGCAUCAGUGAUUAUGAAGUGGCACCUCCCGAGUACCAGCAGAAGGCCCUGUGA